This is a messenger RNA of Camellia sinensis, 596 nucleotides long. NCBI's taxonomy places the organism in Eukaryota, Viridiplantae, Streptophyta, Magnoliopsida, Ericales, Theaceae. The record is from RefSeq and is a predicted model, not a curated record.
UGAAGAUUGAGAGGGGUCAGAGAGGCGGAGAGGAGAGGAGAGGAGAGUGGGGGGAGAGAGAGAGAGAGCGAGAGAUGUACCUGAAGAAGGCGUUUUGGAGCGACGCUCUGAACUCGGAAUCGCAGACUCAGUCACCGUCGGCAGUCGGAGAUCUGGUGAAGUCGCUUGAUAAGCAGAGGGUGUACAGAGAAGUCACGCUUGCACUCCGGACCGGACUCAGGGACGCCCGUACCGAGUUCUCCUUCCUCCGGGUCCGCGGGCUUCGCAGCAUCCUCAAGUUCCUCCGAUCCGUCGCCCACUCUGACUCCACCAUCAAUCUCUUCUGCCACAGUCAAUCCAUUCCCGAUCUCCAAGUUGUUCCAGUUCUGUUUCAACAUUCAUUAAAAGAGCUAGAGGAGCAGAAGGUAGCAAAUUUGGAUCAUAUAUUUGGCACUGAACCUAUAAAAAUAGUUACUCCUUCAACAGAUUCUGAAGUGGCACUUGCACUUCGAGUUUUGGAAGGAUGUUGUUUGCUCCACAGAGAGAGCACGGUGCUGGCUCAUCAACACAAGGCAAUCCCGGUAUGCAUAUUCCUUGUUUAAUCUAUUUCUCUGGUC